AUGACUGUUAACGCUCUCGGUGCUGAUGGCCAUGAAAUUGCUGAUAACAUCGCCCCUCCCGAGCCAUACGGGGCUCUACAGCUGGCUUCCCAGCUGCUUGAUGCCGAUGGUGUCCAGACAGCCGUGUCCUUCUUCCGCACCGGCGAGGGAAACGAUCGUGGCGUGGCUCAGAUGCGUUUCUAA
This is a messenger RNA of Cordyceps fumosorosea ARSEF 2679, 183 nucleotides long. RefSeq names its product acetamidase. The transcript has a single exon. The record is from RefSeq and is a predicted model, not a curated record. The coding region runs from base 1 to 183 and encodes 60 amino acids. Lineage: Eukaryota; Fungi; Ascomycota; Sordariomycetes; Hypocreales; Cordycipitaceae.